AUGACAACGUUACUCGACCUGCCCACAGAGCUGGUCUACAAGAUCCUUUCCGGGCUAACGGAACCCAAUCCGGGACCUUACCGAUUUCGCUUCGAAGAUGCCAAGCCAUCCUUCAACACCGAGCGCGUCAAUCAGAGUUUAUCGACAAUGGCUAAAGUCUGUCGCACGUCGCGCACACUUCGCGAUCUCGUUGAGCCACUGCUCUAUGAGUUCGUAUACAUUCCCGACGCAACCGCGAAGCCACUUCUGUCGCUUCUGAGAUGCUGGAAAUCUCGGCCUCACUGUGCUGGAUACACAAGACGAUUUACGGCAGAGACGAAGUGGGCUGCUGGAGGAACACCUCCUCAAGUCAUUGACGAGAAAGAUGUCUCAUUUGUCUCUGAGAUAGCGGAGCAGCUCAAAGUCUACUUGCGCGAGACUUGGCACGAGUAUACCUGGAACACAGACAUUCUCAUCGAGCUCGCAAUGUUCCAGGCGCACCGCAUCCAGAGUAUUGAGCUGGAAUUUUGCCAGCGCAGGGGAAUCUACCGCCCAGCGCAGGGUUGA
This is a messenger RNA of Colletotrichum chrysophilum, 546 nucleotides long. RefSeq lists its product as uncharacterized. The coding region runs from base 1 to 546 and encodes 181 amino acids. The transcript is spliced from 2 exons. NCBI's taxonomy places the organism in Eukaryota, Fungi, Ascomycota, Sordariomycetes, Glomerellales, Glomerellaceae. The record is from RefSeq and is a predicted model, not a curated record.